Molecule: messenger RNA, 576 nt
Organism: Pipistrellus nathusii (Nathusius's pipistrelle)
Lineage: Eukaryota; Metazoa; Chordata; Mammalia; Chiroptera; Vespertilionidae
Source: the annotation of a GenBank genome assembly
AUGUGGCAGCGCCCCGCGCGCCCGUCCCGUCCGCCGCCUUCCCUCCCCGGGGGGCCGCCCCUGAACGCCGCCCCUGCCCGCAGGUCCAGCGCGGAGCUGCGCAGGGAGAAGUCGCGGGACGCGGCCCGCAGCCGGCGCAGCCAGGAGACCGAGGUGCUGUACCAGCUGGCGCGCACGCUGCCCUUCGCGCGCGGGGUCAGCGCGCACCUGGACAAGGCGUCCAUCAUGCGCCUCACCGUCAGCUACCUGCGCAUGCGCCGCCUCUGCGCCGCAGGUGAGCCCGCCCCCGGGAGUCCACCGCGGGAGGCCCCGCCCCCACGAGGCCCCGCCCCCGGGAGACCAGGUUCCGCCCCCACGAGGCCCCGCCCCCGGGAGUCCCACCGAGGGAGGCCCCGCCCCUGGGAGGCCAGGUCCCGCCCCCACGAGGCCCCGCCCCCGGGAACUCCCACCGCGGGAGGCCCCGCCCCAGGGAGUCCCACCGCGGGAGGCCCCGCCCCUGGGAAGACCCCGCCCCCGGGAGGCCAGGUCUCCCCCCCGGGCCCCGCCCUCCCCAGGCAUCGAGGCCCCGCUCCCUGA